UUACAAUGAUCGUGGCUAGAGCGAGCCACAACAGUCACUUCUGUCACCGUUGUCUUUCUAAAGAUAUAUAAAGAGACUGUUCUAGUCUCUUUUACCAGAAGCACUAACCUAAUAAGAUGCCCCGCGAGAUCCUCAUAGGUUUCGGUGUUGAUGUAGAUGCUGUGGCUGGAUGGCUAGGCUCGUACGGUGGCGAGGACUCGCCCCUGGAUAUAUCUCGCGGCAUGUAUGCGGGUGAAGUUGGCGUUUGGCGAGUAUUGAAGUUGCUUGAUAAAUACAACAUCAAAGCUACUUGGUUUAUCCCAGGUCAUAGCUUGGAAACGUUCCCAAAUGAGAUGGCAGCUGUCAGGGACGCAGGUCAUGAAAUCGGACUCCAUGGUUAUUCGCACGAGAAUCCAGAUUCGUUGACGCCAGAGCAACAACGUGACAUUCUUGAUUACACAUACAAAUUGCUCACAGACUUCAACCAUGGCGUGCCUCCAAAGGGCAGUGUGGCACCGUGGUGGCAGACAAGCAAGGAAGGCGUUGCCCUCCUUCUAGAGAAAGGAAUCGAAUAUGAUCAUUCGAACAUGUCUCGCGACUCUCAGGCACACUACCUUCGUGACCAAGAUACGUGGACCAAAAUCGACUACAAGGCGAAGGCGCGCACGUGGAUGAAGCCUCUUGUGAGGGGAAAAGAAACAGGUCUCGUUGAAAUACCUGCUAGCUGGUACCUCGAAGACAUGACACCGAUGAUGUUCAUGAAGGCUAGCAGUAAUUCUCAUGGAUGGGUGGCCCCCAAAACUGUCGAGCAGCUUUGGAAAGAUACCUUUACGUAUCUCUACAGGGAAGAAAAAGAUUUUAUUUUCCCGCUAAGUAUCCAUCCGGAUGUGGGCGGACGUCCCCAAGUAUUACUCAUGCUGGAACGGUUUAUCGAAUGGAUUAAUACUCAUGACGACGUGAAGUGGGUUACGUUCCAUGAGAUGGCAGAAAGGUUUAGGGUGAAGAAUGAUCCUCCUCCGGGUGCUAUGAUGCCAAAGGGAUAUGUAAAACAUAAAGCACGGCUAUAGUAGAAUGGACUCUAAAGCUGUAUCUGGUCGAAAAUCAUAUAUGGUGAUAAGCAACGCAGAGGGGUUUGCCAAAAUAGGAUGCGCCACCAUUUACCACGCCCAAGUACAAGCAUU
Molecule: messenger RNA, 1160 nt
Organism: Suillus bovinus
Lineage: Eukaryota; Fungi; Basidiomycota; Agaricomycetes; Boletales; Suillaceae
Product: carbohydrate esterase family 4 protein
Exons: 13
Coding region: 117-1046 (309 amino acids)
Biological process (GO): carbohydrate metabolic process
Molecular function (GO): hydrolase activity, acting on carbon-nitrogen (but not peptide) bonds
Source: RefSeq, a predicted model, not a curated record